This is a messenger RNA of Bipolaris maydis ATCC 48331, 849 nucleotides long. RefSeq lists its product as uncharacterized. NCBI's taxonomy places the organism in Eukaryota, Fungi, Ascomycota, Dothideomycetes, Pleosporales, Pleosporaceae. The record is from RefSeq and is a predicted model, not a curated record.
AGGACUCACCUUGUUUAUGUGGGCAUACCGGCCAUUAUUCAGUCGCCACUCUACCUUACAAUCUCAAAUUGACUUUCAGACAUUGUUGGCCAGCCUUUCUGUAUGCCGUGUGAGCUUUUGUAUCCAACUGCGACUUCCUAUACCAAGAAACAAGAGAAUACAAAAGCGUAGACCUGUAGGUCUCAAACUACUGCUUGAACGCUGAUAAGGAGUGUGCAAGUCAGAAGGAGUCUGAAGUAGUAGCCUGUAUGAUCGAGCGGUACACCAGUAAUGGACCUCAUCGAACGAGAAUAUCCAACAAGCGACGACAAGCCUCCAUGGUAUGGUAUGGUGUUCAAACAGUCAGUAUAUUCUGAUGCUAUGCUGGAAAGUCUCAAGAGGCGGUAUCCGCAAGGUGCGAAUCUGCGAGAGAGGAAGCAUAUGGCUGCCAUCGAGUUCCUACAACAAGAACUCGAGGACAUGCAAGCAAGUGAAGCAGCUUUGAUACCUAAAACCAAUCCAACGAACUUGAUGUCUGAUGUAGCAUCACACGAUCGUCAACACCAGAAAAUCGGUUCACUGCCCUAUUCGCCAACUGCUCAACUGUCAACUCCGAAUAUCACGAAUGGAUACCAUGGUAGAAGAAGUCCUACAAAUAAAGUACCCUUGGUGCAGUCUCCAACUGUUUCGAGCAAUAUGUCUGGACAAGAGAUUGUCUUCAGCAUUGCAAACAGGCCCGUAGUGCAACGCCAAAGGAGAAAAAAAAUGACCGCGUCAGAGAAGAUCUCUUACAAGCAGAUGCGGAAAAUCGGCGCUUGCGAUAGUUGUAAACGUCAAAAGGCAAAAGUAGACAGCCUAAUUUUCUUGUAA